Molecule: messenger RNA, 5058 nt
Organism: Penicillium lagena
Lineage: Eukaryota; Fungi; Ascomycota; Eurotiomycetes; Eurotiales; Aspergillaceae
Product: DNA-directed DNA polymerase zeta catalytic subunit REV3
Exons: 2
Coding region: 1-5058 (1685 amino acids)
Biological process (GO): error-prone translesion synthesis; double-strand break repair via homologous recombination
Cellular component (GO): nucleus; zeta DNA polymerase complex
Molecular function (GO): DNA-directed DNA polymerase activity; DNA binding; nucleotide binding
Source: RefSeq, a predicted model, not a curated record
AUGGAGCCGUUUCGAGUGCGCCUCAACUGCAUCGAUCACUACCAAGCAUCCGCGUCGGCAUUGGACCCUCCACUGCCUCGCUGUGAUGGAGCGCCUGAGAAUACUUUCAGGCCCAAGGUGCCGGUGAUUCGAAUAUUUGGGUCGACCGAAACCGGACAGAGAGUCUGCGUGCAUGUCCAUGGCGCAUUUCCUUAUCUCUAUAUCCAAUACGACGGUCCCUUGACACCGGAAGAAGUGAACUCAGCCAGUCGGACCCUGCACCUCUCUAUUGACCAUGCGCUGGCGAUCAGCUAUCGGCGCAAUGCGUACGAUAGGAAGACCGCCUUUGUCGCGCACAUCACCUUGGUCAAAGGCAUUCCCUUCUAUGGAUACCACGUGGGGUAUCGGUUCUUCUUCAAGAUCUAUCUCCUCAAUCCCUAUUAUAUCACUCGCCUGGCCGACCUUUUACAUCAAGGAGCCGUGAUGAAGCGUCCAUUACAGCCUUAUGAGAGCCAUCUGCAGUACGUUCCCCAAUGGAUGUGCGACUACAACUUGUACGGCUGUGCAUACAUGAACUGCAGCAAAGUCACCUUUCGUGCUCCUGUACCAGAGUAUCUCGAGCUCAGUAACCUGAGUCACCGUUGGCAUGACCGGUUAAUUGCUCCUGAAAGCAUUUCGGAUGACCCGGCCCUUCAAAAACAGAGUCAUUGUUCACUGGAGGUGGAUGUCUGCGUACAGGAUAUUUUGAAUCGCUCAGAUAUCAAGGAGCGGCCCUUGCACCAUGACUUUUCGGAGUUUUUACGGCCGGUUGCCUUCAACGAGCGGCUCGUGCCUAGCAUGGAGGGCCUGUGGCAAGACGAAACCCGACGACGCAAGAAACGGAUGGGAAUCAGUGAUCCCGGAAGCAGUCCAUUUGGCCCUGACGAGCUGGUUUCAAUGUCUGCCGGCCCAAGAAACCAAUCGGCUGGGGGCUGGGUCCACGAAGAAGAAUAUCGUGAGAUGGCCUUUGAAAUUGCUGCCAAGGAAAAGGAAGAAAGUGACGCGAAAGAGUCAACAUUUGAAAACUUCCUUGAGCCAAAUGAACUCGUGGGCAAUGUGAAGACAGCUCUGGACAGUGUCGAGGAUUUCUAUCCUAAUAAUUUGGAUCUCAGUACCCACCAACAACAGGCUCCCGGCGAGCAAGCCGUGCCUGAAGUGUCGGUUGAUGAACGCGUGGCCCUGUCUUCUCAAACCCGGGAAGACCCUUACUAUUCUGAUUCCGGUGACUUCGACGACUCCUUCAUGGAGGCUGCUGAAGAGGAACCCCGAGAUGGCGCGGCAAAUCCUCUGCAGGAGAGCUUUGAUGAUGGGAUAUUUGAUGAUCUGUUUCAACUGGAUGCUGCAACACCCAACAAGGAUGUACAAACAAAGUCGACAACUGAAUCAUCAAGUACUAUUGAUCCCGACCAGGUGCAUGUCCUGUCAAGGGCCAGGAGCAUUCCCACUAAACGGCCACACUUUAAACUCACCGAUCACGACCAGCGUUCAAGCAAAAAGUCAAAGUCUUCCAAUGAGUCUGCACCUCCUGCUGCCCAAAGGGACUUGGUAGAUUCGGCCAAGCGGGGCGAGGAUACAAGGACUCGCGAAGCUUCCUUCAAUGCUGAUUUCAUGCCACUGUCCUCGACAUCAACGCCUUCCUCCUCUCAGAAGACAAUUCGCCCAAAGAAACACCCGUCAAACAGCAGACUAAACUAUCCAGUUGUCAAGGACCCCAAUGAUCCCCUCACAAUUCUACGAUUUAGUCAAGAUGAUGGCCAUUCGUCCAAGGACUCGCAGCCAUUUCAAACUGCGUUUCCGCCUGGUCCCACUACGAGCGCAUCAGGAAAUACUGGCGAAUCAGGAAGCACCUCGCAGCAACAAUCUUCGUCAACGGUGACGGGGACAUCCUCUCUAGAUCCGCAUGUGGCGGGAGUAAUUGGAAAGCUCCAUGACAGCUUUGGAAUACCGCCUGACUCGUCCUUGUAUUGCUUUCGACUCGUCAGUCCUGGAUUCACUGAGGUUGUGUCCACUAUGAAUGACUAUGGCCGGCCAUCUGUUGUCUAUCAGAAAGCCCAUUACAGUGAACCGAUUGACGUGCCCGAACGACCACGCGAGUAUGGUGGCCGAGAGUUCCGCCUAGAAAGCAACACGAUUCAUUAUCUACCGGAAUUUGAACCAUCAGGGGAAAUGCCUGGAGUCUUUGGUGAACAGCCUUCGAUUCUCUACGACCGGGACCAGCAGGAGAAAGACGACCAACGACUACGAGAGUCGUGUGCUGCCAGGGUGUGGGAGUUUGCAGCAGUUCCACCCAGUCGAUCAGAAGUGAUUGAGUGGUUUGAGAAUGGCCAAGCCUCCAAGCAAAACAAGCAAACCACGAAAAGUCCAUCCAAGCCAGAAAUGAAGCCCAAUGUUCUUUCCCAGAUUGAGGGCCCAACACAGAACAAUGCUUAUGGAUUUAAAUACUCCCAGAAGAGAAAGUCUACUAGCGUGGAGCACCAAACCCAAUAUAUGAGCACGAUGAGCUUAGAGGUGCAUGUGAAUACUCGCGGGUCUCUUUCAGCCAACCCGGAGGAAGAUGAGAUCACCUGUGUUUUCUGGGGUAUCCAGUCCGAUGAUGAGGAUCUUGAAGUCAACAGCCAUCUUCCUGGUGUUCAUGUCGGCAUGAUCUAUCAGGGUGAAGGUGAACGCCCCGAAGCCAAGAUCUCAAAAUCCUUGACAAUUGAAGUUGACCAUGAGACAUCGGAAUUGGAUUUGAUUAAUCGUGUGGUUGAUAUUGUCCGCCAUCACGACCCCGAUAUAAUCACUGGUUAUGAGGUCCACAAUGGGUCCUGGGGAUACCUGAUCGAGCGAGCUAGGAGGAAAUAUGAUUUCGAUCUAUGCCAUGAACUGUCGAGAGUGAAAUUUGACUCGCGCGGAAAGUUCGGCAAGGAGUCUGACCGAUGGGGCUUUGAGCACACCUCGUCAGUUCAAGUAACUGGUCGACACAUGGUGAACAUCUGGCGUGCCAUGAGAGGCGAACUGAAUCUUUUACAGUACACGAUGGAGAACGUGGUUUUUCAUCUCCUGCAUCGCCGAAUCCCUCACUAUUCACCCCAAGUCCUCACACAGUGGCACCAGAGCGGCAAGCCUCGGCACCUGGUCAAGGUCGUAGAUCACUACAUCUCUCGCGUGCAAAUGAACCUGGAGAUAAUAGAAGCAAAUGAACUGAUCCCACGGACGAGCGAGCAAGCGAGGCUGCUCGGGAUUGACUUCUACUCAGUCACCUCUCGCGGCUCCCAAUUCAAAGUCGAAUCACUGAUGUUCCGAAUCGCCAAACCCGAGAAUUUCAUUCUCGUGUCUCCCAGCAGGAAGCAGGUCGGGCAGCAGAACGCUCUCGAGUGCCUGCCCUUGGUCAUGGAGCCGCAAAGCGACUUCUACACAAGCCCACUUCUUGUCCUUGAUUUCCAAUCCCUUUAUCCUAGUGUGAUGAUCGCAUACAACUACUGCUACUCGACGUUCCUGGGCAGGGCCCUUCAUUGGCGCGGCCAAGACAAGAUGGGGUUCAUGGGUUACAGACGCCAACCGCAGAUGUUGGAUUUAUUGAAAGAUGAGAUCAAUAUCGCACCGAACGGCAUGAUGUAUGCGAAACGAGAGGUUCGCCAGUCGCUCCUUGCCAAGAUGCUCACAGAGAUCCUGGAGACUCGGGUCAUGGUCAAGAAUGGCAUGAAAGUCGAUAAAGACGACAGGGUCUUGCAGCGACUCUUGAAUAACCGACAGCUCGCCCUCAAACUGAUUGCGAACGUCACGUACGGAUACACAUCGGCCUCUUUUUCUGGACGCAUGCCCUGCUCCGAGAUCGCAGACAGCAUUGUUCAGUCCGGGCGAGAGACCCUCGAGAAAGCCAUUGCAUUCAUUCACUCUGUCGAACGGUGGGGCGCCGAGGUAGUCUACGGAGACACAGACAGUCUGUUUGUCUACCUCAAGGGCCGCACGCGGGACCAAGCCUUUGAUAUCGGCGAGGAGAUCGCCAAGGCAGUCACAGAAAUAAACCCACGGCCUGUGAAACUCAAGUUCGAAAAGGUAUACCACCCGUGCGUGCUACUGGCCAAGAAACGCUACGUCGGCUUCAAAUACGAGCACCGAACCCAGGCAGAACCCGAGUUCGACGCCAAGGGCAUCGAAACUGUCCGCCGCGACGGCACUCCCGCCGAGCAGAAGAUCGAAGAGAAAGCACUGAAACUCCUCUUCCGCACCGCGGAUCUUAGCCAAGUCAAGACCUACUUCCAGCGCCAGUGCGCAAAGAUCAUGCAGGGCCGGGUCUCGAUCCAGGACUUCUGUUUCGCGCGCGAGGUGCGUCUCGGCACUUACAGCGAGAAGGGCACCUUGCCCGCCGGUGCGCUGAUUAGCACGCGCAAAAUGCUCGACGACCCCCGUCUGGAGCCGCAGUAUGGCGAGCGCGUGCCCUACGUGGUCGUGACCGGCGCUCCCGGGUCCCGACUCAUCGACCGCUGCGUUGCACCCGAGGAACUUCUGCACGACGUACAGCUCGAUCUCGACGCCGAAUACUAUAUCACCAAGAACAUCGUCCCGCCUCUCGAGCGGAUCUUCAAUCUCGUCGGCGCAAACGUUCGUCAGUGGUACGACGAAAUGCCCAAGGUGCAGCGUAUUCGUCGCAUUGACAAUUCUGCUUCUCGCCCCGGAAAUCCAAAAGGCAAAGAUGUUGGCUUCUCCAAAAAGACCCUCGAAUCCUACAUGCGCUCCUCCUCUUGCAUUGUCUGCCGAGCCAGACUAUUAGACUCCUCCAUCCCUGUCUGUGGAGCCUGUCUCCAGCAGCCGCACAUAGCGCUCCUGGAUCUAACGCAGCGUCUACGGCGUGCUGAGAAGCGAGCUGUUGAUCUCGAGACGGUGUGUCGGGCAUGCAUGGGUGUUUCGGCUGGCGAUGAGGUCAGUUGUGAUAGUAUGGACUGUCCUGUUUACUAUUCGCGCACGAGAGACGUGGCGUCGUGGAGGCAUUCACGGGCGGUGCUUCAGCCUGUCGUGGAGAUGUUGGAGAAGAAGGGAGAUGAGGAGCUUGAUUGGUGA